Messenger RNA from Leishmania braziliensis MHOM/BR/75/M2904, 1152 nucleotides. RefSeq lists its product as hypothetical. Gene Ontology annotation, biological process: ribosomal small subunit assembly. Lineage: Eukaryota; Euglenozoa; Kinetoplastea; Trypanosomatida; Trypanosomatidae. Bases 1 to 1152 code for a protein of 383 amino acids. The transcript has a single exon. The record is from RefSeq and is a predicted model, not a curated record. Gene Ontology annotation, molecular function: ribosomal small subunit binding; rRNA binding; GTP binding.
AUGCUGACGCGCUCUUUGGUAUGCCGCACGUCGUUGCAGAGCCGUCGCCGGUGGGAGCAGCGCAUUGUGUCAGUGCUCUCCGAGAGCAAAGAGGAGGCUGUCGACGCGGUGGCUAAGCGCUUCCAGCGAGUCUACAAGGAGCGCCGCUACACGCCAGUGGAAGAGGUGUUCCCACCCCUCGCUGCUGCAACUAGUGCCGCGGCUGCGCCUGGGCCGAACUCUUCUAUUGCGAAAGCCGGUAUCGACUCGGUGCAGCAGCCCGCUAACCCACUCGUGCUGCGUGCUGCCUUUCUCGGGCCACAAAACGCAGGAAAGACAUCCCUUGUUAAUUCUUUGGUGCUCAGUAACGUUGGCGCUGUCAGCAACCGCUACGGCAGCACCAAGGACUGGACGAAGGCCGUGGCCACAGUGCACGACACACAGUUGCUUCUCCUCGACACACCAGGGAUUGUGCCGCGUGAUACGCAGCGCACUCGGCGUAAGUUUGCGUCGGGCACGGCAAAGGCAUACGAUGCUCUCUUCGUGGCGGACCUCGUUGUCCUGGCCCUCCCAGUGGGGGUGGGCUUCGUGGAGAAGGAGCACAAGGUGGUCGCUAGGGAGGUGGUACGUCGCGCCGCUGGGCGCGAGCUACCCGUGGUGAUUGCGAUGACGAUGAUGGACAAGGUUCAGACGCCGCGCCAUCGCGAGUUGUACUUUGCCAUGCGCACUGACCUUGAGUCUCUCGGGUUGCCGACUGCCGCGACCCACGAGGUAAGCGUCAAGGGCGGCAGUGGGCUAGUUGAACUGAAGGACUGUCUCUGCCAGUACGCAAGGCCAGGGGCGUGGGAGCACUACCGCCGCGAGACGACCGAUUUGAAUCUCCCGCAGCGUGUGGCGGAGCUGCUGCGGCAGACCUUUAUGGAACUGCUCCCACACGAGAUUCCGCACUGCAUGCGGCACCGUGUGCUGGGCUGGACGCGCAAGGAGUCGGGCACGACGGAGGUGAUAGUAGAGGUAUUCUUCGAUCGCCCUGCGUACAUGUUCACCUUCUAUGGCCGGUUGGAGGCCAUCUGUCUACGGGCGCAGCAGGUGACGCAGCGCGAGUUGGCGCCGGAGCGAUUCUGCUUUGUUUUCCAGGCCUUCAUCGCUCCAGGCGGACUCUCCAACGCGUAA